Cladophialophora immunda is the source of this 768-nucleotide messenger RNA. RefSeq lists its product as uncharacterized. Gene Ontology annotation, molecular function: oxidoreductase activity, acting on the CH-OH group of donors, NAD or NADP as acceptor. NCBI's taxonomy places the organism in Eukaryota, Fungi, Ascomycota, Eurotiomycetes, Chaetothyriales, Herpotrichiellaceae. The coding region runs from base 1 to 768 and encodes 255 amino acids. The transcript is spliced from 4 exons. The record is from RefSeq and is a predicted model, not a curated record.
AUGGUUGUCUCGUUGUUCGACUUAACGGGGAAGACCGCCAUGGUCACAGGCGGCACGAGAGGCAUCGGUCAGGCCAUGGCGAUCGCACUUGCAGAAGCAGGCGCCGAUGUGGUGUUGAUACAGAGGAGCACCGGCGCAGACAAUACUACCCAAAAGGCCAUUGAAGUAUUAGGUCGAAACUGUUUCAUCGAACCCUGCGAGCUGAGCGACAAGACAGACGUGGCCACCCUCGUCUCAAGAGUAACUGCAAGACACAGAAUCAACAUCCUUCUCAAUGUCGCCGGGAUCCAACGGCGAGCGGACGCAGUGGACUACGCUCUCGACACCGUCGAAGAGGUCCUCCAAGUCAACUUGAACUCGACGUUUGUCAUUUGCCGAGACAUCGGAAGAUAUUGGAUCAACCAUAAUAUGCCCGGCAAGAUCAUCAACACUGCGAGUCUGGCGUCGUUCAUCGGCAGUGUCAGGAUUGUGGGAUAUGCGAUGAGCAAAGGAGGUGUGGCCCAACUCACUAAAGCCUUGAGCAACGAAUGGGCGGCGAAAGGCAUUAACGUGAAUGCCAUUGCUCCGGGAUACGUGGCGACAGAUAUGAACGUCGACACGAGGUCGGGCGACCCGGCAUACCUCCAGAGCCUCAAUGACAGGAUUCCUGCCGGCCGAUGGGGAACGCCCGAAGAUUUCAAGGGCUCCGCAGUGUUUUUGGCCAGUUCGGCAAGUGAUUACGUCCAUGGACAUAUAUUGCUGCUCGAUGGCGGGUUUAUGGGCCGUUGA